AUGUGUCAGUAUAUCUCCCACUGUGUCAUAUGUGUGCGGUUUAGUGAGCGGCGAAACUUCCGGGAGCAAGAGGAGAAGAUUCGGUUAGUGUUUGAUAACCUGACCCAGCUGGACCAUCCCAACAUCGUCAAGUUACACAAAUACUGGAUUGAUAGCAAAAAUGAAAAGCCCAGGGUUGUUUUCAUCACGGAAUACAUGUCUUCAGGCUCACUCAAGAAGUUCCUGAAACUGACCAAAAAGAAUGUGAAGAAAUUACCUCUGCAGUCUUGGAAACGCUGGUGCACUCAGAUCCUCUCAGCUCUCAGUUACUUGCAUUCGUGCUCCCCCCCUAUCAUCCACGGCAACCUCACCACCGACACCAUAUUUAUCCAGCACAACGGCCUCGUCAAGAUUGGCUCAGUGGCACCAGAUCAAAUACACUCCCAUGUCAAGACCUGCAGGGAUGACAUGAAGAACAUGCACUUCAUAGCCCCAGAAUAUGGAAAUCCCUCUCCAGUAACCCCAGCUGUAGACAUCUACUCAUUUGGGAUGGCAGCUCUGGAGAUGGCUGCCCUUGAGAUACCCGGUAAUGGUGACUCAGGCAAUGUCGUCACGCAAGACCAGGUGCUAAGAACUAUACAUUCCUUGGAACAUGAACAACAGAGAAACUUCAUACAGAAGUGCCUAAACCCUGAUCAAAGUCAGCGUCCACGUACGACACAGUUACUCUUCCACCCGGUGUUAUUUGAGGUCCACUCCCUUAAACUCCUAGCGGCUCAUGCUCUCAUACAUAACCCUAAAAAAUCAAACAAAUUUAUAGAUAAUUGUGUGGAGGACAUGUUACAACACCAGUACCACACUGACAGUGUUGUAGCGGAGAUUAGACACAGCAGAGGAGAGCCCACGCUUGUCCGUAUGGCUAAUAUUCCUGUAAUGGAAAAGUUGGAGAAAUUCAUUGAAGAUGUCAGGUUUGGGAUAUACCCCUUGACAGCCUUUAGGCUCCAGCAACAGCCUCCGUCCCGUCCUCGGGCCAUCUCACCCGAAGCUGUUGACCCUGUUGCAUCAGAAACCCCACAGUCAACAGACAUGGAAACUCGCAAGGUUAUCAACAUGAUGUGUAACAUUAAACCAAAUGAAAAUGGGCAUGGAUUGUUUAUGACUAUAUCUUUACGUUUAGAAGACAAGAUGAACCGGCAGCUAUCUUGUGUUGUAGAAGAUGGAGAGGGAGCUGCAGCCCUCACGGAUGAACUUGUUAGAUAUGGCUUCAUCAGUCAGAUGGACAAAGAUGAAAUAACUAGUUUAAUAGAAGACCAUUUAACACGAGUUCGGAAUGGAUCGACCAUGUCAAUGGCGACCGGCCGCAAUGGCACUCUAGGAAACCCUCUACAGAAUGAAGAUGGCUUAUGUGUGAUGCACCCCCCAACCAUCACCACAGCAACCAGAUAACACCCAUGAUCCUCCUUGCACCCUCAAGCACAGCCUCACAAUAUUACACACCACACACAGUUUUUUACUAGGUAAAAGCUUAUUAAGAGGUUUGCCUCUUGGAACUGGUUGAAGGAACUUUUUUAUGUGCAUUUAUGGAAGGUGGAACAGCUGCCAGAUCAAAUGGUCUUGUGUUGUCAUACUUGAAUUUGCUCAGUAACUCAACAUUAGGAUAUCAUUUGUUAUGUGGAAGCAUUUGGACAGUGUCAGGUGCAUUUGGGAGUCAGAGUGCUGGGAAAACUUAAUUUUAAAUAAGAUUUUUUUAUUAUUAUUGUUAUUUAGGUACAAUUACAAGUGACCUCCCGAGUAUUGUGAUAUGACAAGUGUUUUGGAUCCCCUCAGAAGUGAUCACUAACAUGUAAGGUUCUUCCCUGUAUUCCUUACCUGCUCCAUGCUUAAGCCAAAUAGGAACAUAGAUAGUUUCCCACAGAAAUGUAUAUGUAGCUUCUGGGAGGGUGACGGCCACAAGAGAGUGAAUGCGUGAGAGGCUGGAAUAUCACUAGGGAUAUUUACUACAAUUAUUACAGUAAUGACAACUUGUUGAUUGUUUACUUUUCUCUUCUGACCUAGACAUUGCCCUCCUAAUCUUUCAUCUGGGAUAGAUUUAGGGGCAAGUGAAUUAUCAUGAGAUAGUUCAGCAGUGAAACAUAUUAUUUUCAGGAAGAGUUAAAUGUUAUAAGUGUUCUCCGUCUUAUUUUUUUGUAUUUGAAGGAUCAUUAUGAUGAAUUGCCUAUUUUUUAUGAAAGGGACAUAUCACUGAAAUAAGUAAUCUGACUAAAGUCUUGUAAUAUGCUUGUCUGUCUGCUCCUCUUGUGGUUAACACAUCUAUGCUUGCAAGAUUGUAUGGCAGUGUUGUAGUUGUUGUUCAACCAUGUGCCUGUAAAUGGAUUACAAGGAUCUGAUUUUUUUCUUUUGUAGCACUCCAUUAAUUUUGUUCCAUGUUGGCCUAGAUCCAUCAUUUCUUUAAUUAAAAGUCUCCAAUUUUUGUAAGGUGGCACUUAUUGGAUAUGAAGGGUCAGCCUAGUCUGGGGUUUUGAGAAGACUGUUGUAAGCUUUUCACUUACCAGAUCUCGUGGGUGAAAAUGUAAUGUUCUUAGUCUGUACUGUGGUGCCCAUUGUUUAUUAGAAGAAUUAGUAUAAAUUAAUUUUUUCCUUUCAAGGAAAGAAAAAGUGGUGUAUUGUACUGUAUUUUGAAAAAGAAAAGAAAAAAAGGAUUAAGCUGGGCAGCACUGCAAAGAUACAAAUGUAUGUUUAAAAAGGCCUGGCUACUUGGUAGAUCAUGACAGGUGAAGGAAUAAAGAUCAAUAUAUUUGGCACAGCUUUUGUUAGUAUUCCAAGGAAUAUAGGUGGUUCAGGAAAUAUGGUGAUACUAAUAAGAUCUUUAUAUAUCAGUGAGAUAAUUAUCUUUUUAUUGGAACAGUUUCAAAACUUUGGUAAAGAAUCAUUGAUUAUGACCCUUUCUGCAGCUAAAUCCAGUCAUCAUCAGGUAAAGUGUGUGCUGUAGUUACAUCAGGAGAGCACAUACAUGGUCCCCUCUGUACCCCUCACUGUCAUGAAUCUGUUAUAUUAGUUUUUCUUUAAGAUUGUUUCUUACUGUAUGAUGAGAAAAUUCCCUGAGCUUCACAAUUUUUAUUAGGAGACUAAAAGAGAAAAUCCAUCCAUAUCUCAUCUUGCUCAAAACAUAGAAACUGUCAUAAGUAGAUAGUGGUUUGUUCACUGUGGCAAAUAGAUGUCUCUUAAGGGCACUCAGUGGUAGUGCACCUCUUAUGCUAUGGCAUACUGUACUGUAUACUGUAAAGAACUUUGGAGAUAUUAGGAGAUAGGAAGGAUAAAAAAAUAAAAGGAAUCAUGUCUUUUUAUAAAAAUAACCAGGUAGCUUUUUCCUUGUUUUUCACACCAUGCAGCAUGAGUAAGUAAAUUAGUUAAAUAUAAGAUAGGCCUAAAUAAGAGGUGAAUUCAGUGCACAAGGCUUAUUAGAUAUCCAGCAGACAAUAUUUUGUAUCACUUGAGUUAUUGAAAUGUUAAUCACAGUAAUAAUGUAACCAAAAAGAAUCAUGAUUUGUGUCUUUGAUAUAGAAUCAGUUGUCGUCAUGAAUUUUUUUUUAAUUAAGUUAAAAUGAUAUAUAAAUACUGUAAUGGCCUUAUUGUAGAUUGCUGUUGUCUUCUACUACAUGGGUUUGUGUUUGUGCGAUCAGUAUUUAAAGGUUGUAGGUCUGAACAGAGGGCAUUAUAUAGUGUUUGUUUCUUGUUUAUAAGGUUGGAGGUAGCACAGGAGAAAAAUAACAAUGUGUUAAAAUUAAAGUAAUGUUUAUUCUGGCAAAUAGUUUAUUGUGAUCACAAAGUUUAUCUUUAUCACUAAGUGUUCCAAUGUUAGGAAAAUCCUGGUACUUUAUUUAUAUUACUUUGUAUAUACUAUUUUCUAAUGCCAUAGUAUUUGCUGAUUUCCAAAUUUGAUAAAUUAAACUGAUGAAGGUGAGACGUGUCAUUUUUUUUUUAUUUACAUGAGAAGUGUCUUUAACUUUUAGGAAAUGUACCAAUUAAUCCAGUAUGUUUUUCAAUUUCAAAUAAUGCCAUUGUUUGAUGUUGAUUCCCAGGAGGCAAAGUUUAUAACUAAAAUUGGAGCAAUUUGUGAAAGAAGUGGCAUAAUUCUCAUUGAAACUUGAAUACUCCUCCAGAACAUUGUAGAUUACGUCAGCAGUGAGAGAAUGAACAGAAUGUAUUUAUUCAUUUCCAAUUGCAGUGUUAUUAAUUUUGAUACUGAUGGGCAUUCAUUUUAUUAUCAUUAGUAUUCUUCCACAAUUUAAAUAAUUCAUCAGAAUUUCUGUAAUAAUUGGUAAAGUUUUUCAAAAUCUUGGUUAAAUCUGUGAAAAAAUAAGGUAAAGUUCAAAACAUUUUUGUUACUGUACUUACGAGAAUAAUCAUGUUGCUGGUUGGAUCCCGAGAGUAUUUACUACAGUCAAAAAUUAGCAUGUACUGGACAUACCUCAUUCAAUAUGGGGAGUCGACAAAAUUUUAUAGUACUGUACAAGGAAUGUAGAUAAAUUGCAGCAUUGUCUUAAAAUUUAUUUGAAAUUUUCAUUUAUUUAUUUAAAUUUUUUUUUUAAAGAACUUUCUCUGACAUGAGAUGGAGCAGACACAAGAGGAGGAAUUAGACAAUUCCUGAAGGAAAAAGUUACAGGUUUGGAGAAUGUUAAUAUUUAUGGUUAAUUUUGUAUGUAUAUCACUGUGCAACAUUGCCCUAUUAUUAAUAAAGAUUUCUUUUUUCUUGGCAUUUUUUAUGAAUAGUUUUACAGAAGUCAAUACAAUAAUUUAAGUUAAUGGUAAGGUUUGUAUUGAUAAGGAGCAAGAUUGUUUACUUUGGCAUUAAAACUCAUCCUCUUGACAAAAAUGUUGGAUUUAUGGACUUUAGAAAAACUAUUUUUUUUUGCUUUGUAUUGAAUGAAGUCGUCAUAAAAAUGAUGUAUCCUAGAAUGAUGAGUUAUUUAUAGAAUGAGUUGUACUGUUUGAUGAAGUUGUUUAGUUUUAUUGAAGUAUUGACUUGAUAAGGUUUUUACUGUAUUGUUACUUUGUUUCCCCUGUGUUUUUUCAAGUAUUAAUGAAGAUGAAAUUUCACAAGAGAACCAAUGAAAUAGAACACCCAUACAACAAGCUAAGAAGACAUGUCAUUCCAAAUUAUCUAAAUUUCUCCUCUUUUUCCUUUUUCAUAUUUUAUAGGGAUUUGUACAUGAAGGAUGUUCGUAGAUUUAAAAGAACAUUGAAUAUUAUGGCUCUAGAGGUAGUCAACUGGAAGUGUGAUAUAUAAAAAAAAAGAUAACUGAAGGUAUUGAUUUAGCUGGAGGCCAACCUUGACAGGCAAACAUGACCGUGGGACCCCCUUUUAAACUCUGUCUGACACUACCAGCAAAUUUUUAGAUUAAAAUCUUGGUUUGCCAAUUGUUUUUGUAGAAGACAAACAUUUGUAUUAAGAAAAUAAUGAGAGUAUCUCAAACUUAUUUGAACAGUAAAAGAAACUUAGUCAAACUGUAACUUUUAGGUAUUUUUGGUGAUCAACGUGUGGUUUUCUCCAUGAAACUCAGCCAUAUUAACAUAAUUAACACUGCUUGUAAGAGCCAUUGCAGGAUUAAUUGAUCAGCUAAUAUGGAAUUUAUGGUUCUUGUAGGUACAGUAAACUGUAUGAUGUCUACAGUAUUUUAGAGUACAGUACAGGUGUAUAUCUUUAAUUUAUUUGUUUUGACCUUUAAGGUGAAGUAAAAUACUGUACAAGAUAACACACAGUGAUGUGCUUAACGCCUCAUCAAAGGUUUGGUUAUUCUUUGAUCCUCAUAACUUGAAUUAUAAAUGUAGUAAAAUGAAGAAAGACUGUUUUGUUUACUGUUAUAGGAGUAAUAUCCAAAUACAAGCACAAUGUUAUUAAUAUGGUUUGAUGAACAUUGUCUAGGUGUUGCCAUGACUAAUGAGACAGUGUUACACAUAAUAGAUGUUUUGAACUGAUAAGUAAGUACUUUAAUGACAAAUUUUGUGUGAUUGAAGAUGAUAAGUUAUUUUCCCCAAAUCUUUCAAGUAUUGUCUCUGAGUUGAAUAUUAAGUAUUAUUUGUUUUAGCACAUUUCAAUAAUAAAGUGUAAUACUGAAACAUCAAGGUUAGAAACUUAGAGUAACUGGUAGUGUUUUGAUGUUGUGACAGUGCAAGUGCAAAGCAAAUGUCAAAUUACAUAAGUGUUUGCAAUUUGUUCUUCAUUGCAGUGCAGAGUUUUCCAUAAAUUUUUUCUCAACCAUUUUGCCCUGAGGGUAAAUUGUCUUUCAUACUUCCAUACUGUGGGGUCUGGCAGAAAUCAGUGAAUAGCAUGGGAUCAUUGUCCAAUUAAAUGAAUGUUGAUGAUGUAAUCAUUCAGUUAGGAAUUAUUAUAUCCAGCAGCAGAAACAGAUGUGAAGAUGUUAAUACCAUUUGUUUUGGGCAGACUAAGUUUCCCUAAAAUAAUAGGAAAUGAAGUUUUCACAGAUGUCAUAGAAGUAUGGAGAACAUAACAAAACUGAAGGACAAUUUGAGAGUAAUAUGGAUUAAAAGAGAGUUAAUAGGCAUGCUGUACUUAAGAGACCACCAGCAGAAGGCACAACUUUAGGACUAGGUUUGAUCAUCACUGAGUAACAGUUAACAAGCUGUGUCAAGCAUAGGAUGCCCUUACUUCACUUGAUAAAUAAUUGUUUUAGGGAAUGUAGACAUGUGAAUGUUGUAUUAUUUACACUACUGUACACACCUAUCAGGGCUUAGAGAAAGCAGUGAUAUGCUACAAGUGCUGAUCAUGAAAUCAUUGAAGGAAGUGGGUUUAAAGUAAUUUAGGGGGAAAUGGUACCCAUAUUGUUUUUAAUUGUUACCUGAACAAAAUUAAUGACUUGAUAUUAUCAACUUAUUUAUUUAUUUAAUUUUUUUAUUUAAUUAUUAUUAUUUUUUUAUGCAUACAGUACAGUGCUUUGAUUUACAUUUGUUAUUUUUUCCCCUUAUUCUUUAUCCUGCAUAUAAUUUUCUGUAGGUAUAAAAUGUAUUAGUCUUACAAUGUUUGUUACAUGGUUACUUGAUGUCAGAAGUUAUCCACCAAAUACUAUGAUACUCAUAUUAACAUGUACUGUACAGUACACUACUUGAUAUCUAUACUGUAUACAUUGUUUUCCUAAGUUAUGUUGUAAAGGUUUAUCAUAUAUGGGACACAAUAAUUUUAAACCAUGUUGUAACAUUCAAAGAAGUACAUAUCUCAUGCAAGAUUUAAUAGUAAUUAAUAAUUUAUUUCCAGUAAAUUCUUUUUUCUACUUCAAAUGUGUAGAUAGCUUUUAAAGAUUUGUUUUUAUUUUGUAAUGAUUAUCACUUAUUUUAUCUAAGUUGGUCUUAUAUACUGUACCAGCAUUAUUUUAUCUAACCAGUGACAAUAACUGAAAUUUUUGUGGAAAUUAUAGUUUUGGGCAGUUACAACAAAUAUUGAUAUUGAUUAUUACACACUGUUAAAGAAUGAUCAUAAUUGUCAUAAUUUUAAUCACUGAAUAUCUGAAAUAAUUUAAAUGUUCAUGGAAUAUUGAUAUAUGUUCUUGUAUAUAUACAUAUUGAUAAAUUACACUUCAUGUGUGUGUUGAUGAGCUGAUAAAGUGGGGUUUCAUCUCUCUCUUUCUCCUUGUGAUAACAUUACCCAUAAAUGACUCCUAACUAGUGUAAGAAAUGGGUUAGAUAAUGUUUUAACCAAACUAGAAUUGUAAUCAAGUUUGGUUGUGCCGUAACAUUAGUUGUCAUACAGUAUAAUUUUUUUAGCGAGUUGGAAUUGUACACGAGUUGAAUUUCUUGUUGUUUUGAUUAUCACCAGUUUUAUUUAGUUAAUUGGCAGGUACCUCACCAUGUGUAGGUUGUAAGAGAAUGUUAUUUUCAAGCCUUUGAAAAAUACAGUGGCACAUAAGUUUGAAGCAGACUUUUGUGAGUGCAGGAAUGGUCUCCUUGAUAUAAACACACAUAAAAUAUUUCUUACUAUCAGUACUUAUGGUUAAGUGGUUAAAGUAAACUUAUUAUUUCAUGAAUCAGAAUUACAUUAUUGAUAUAUAACUUUUUAUGACUGGUUUACUUCUUACUUGGAUAAUAUUUACAGCCUGACUGGACAACCUUGAACUCAGUAACUUUGUCAGUUUCAGUAGCUGUUUGGAGUAAAUAAUAGAGUUGUUGAGCACAGCCUUGAUGCUGGUUCAAAGUAAACAGUGUGUUGGUUGGCUCUGAGGCACAAAGUAUGAAGCAUGUGUGAGUGGAGGAUGUGUAUGUGAGGCUUUGCUUUUGUAACCGGCCAAAUAAUUAGGUUUUCCUCUGGUCAUAUACUGUACUAUUUUUUGGCAAUUUAUUUGAUGCUUCAUAUUGAUUUUGUUAAUCAUUCAUUUAGUAUUCUAGUGUACUCAGUGUAUCCACAAUGGUUCCUAAAUACAGAUUUUGCAUUUCUGUGCACUGAAUGCCCAU
Messenger RNA from Homarus americanus (American lobster), 8439 nucleotides. It is a transcript of the gene Madm, whose product is annotated as nuclear receptor-binding protein homolog. Gene Ontology annotation, molecular function: protein serine/threonine kinase activity; ATP binding. The record is from RefSeq and is a predicted model, not a curated record. Gene Ontology annotation, cellular component: endomembrane system; cytoplasm. The transcript is spliced from 11 exons. Gene Ontology annotation, biological process: protein phosphorylation; intracellular signal transduction; endoplasmic reticulum to Golgi vesicle-mediated transport. Lineage: Eukaryota; Metazoa; Arthropoda; Malacostraca; Decapoda; Nephropidae. The coding region runs from base 1 to 1425 and encodes 474 amino acids.